Penicillium chermesinum is the source of this 1767-nucleotide messenger RNA. RefSeq names its product Cupin domain protein. Gene Ontology annotation, biological process: kinetochore assembly; spindle attachment to meiosis I kinetochore; attachment of mitotic spindle microtubules to kinetochore. Bases 1 to 1767 code for a protein of 588 amino acids. The transcript has 6 exons. Gene Ontology annotation, molecular function: centromeric DNA binding. Lineage: Eukaryota; Fungi; Ascomycota; Eurotiomycetes; Eurotiales; Aspergillaceae. The record is from RefSeq and is a predicted model, not a curated record. Gene Ontology annotation, cellular component: kinetochore.
AUGGCACGUGGGGCGGCGAAGCCCCGCGAUCUCGACUACUCGGCCCUGGGGACGCUGGGAAGACGUACCGGUAUAUCCUUGCAGGAGAGAAAGCGCGACGAGGAUGGAAUGGAGGAGAUGGAUGGACUCUUCUCUUCUCCUGAGAAGUCUCCCGCCAAGCUGAACGGAUUUGACGACGGUGACAACGAGGACUCGAUGGGCUCCGAUGUCAUGUCCAUAGAUGAAGGUAACGGCCCUGCCCCGGCGGACUUCUUUCAUUCAGCGAAGCGCCCUUCUUUACUACCUGCCCGGGUGGCAGAGGACUAUGCGGCAUCGAGCCCAUCAGAUGGUAAAGGCUUGAAUGCAAGCGCUCGCCAAGAGACCUCCCCAUUAACUACUCGCUCGGUGAACGCAGGCCCAAAUCGACCGAAACCUAGCGCUCAGCAAAACAGCAAGCCCCGAGUGGCAUCCAAUUCAGCCGUGAACGACUUUUCCGACGAUGAGGGCGACGAGAAUUCUUACUCAUUCCCGCCCGAGGAGAAUGACAUCGAUGAAAGCAUCAAUGCGGGUAAUGAGACAGUGAUCCCGGAAGACGAUGUCUCCAAUGUUUCAGGAAACAACAGUGGAACCGAGAACGACUCGCUUGGAGUAGCGCCAGACCCUCCGCAGAAUACAAAGGCCGGCACGUCAAGUUCAAAGGAGACCAAUAAAAGCCGAGCGUCCAAAACUGCUGAUGGAAAGAGCAAGAAGGCCAAUGACGGGAGACGCGGCCGGCCCCCGAAAAACUCGCGUCCCCACGACGACGACGAAUCGUCCAACAACAGGCCUCCAAAGAAGGCUAAAACAACAAAUGCAAAGUCUCGGGCUCCCCGCGAACCCUUAGACCCCGAGCUUAACAAAGUUGUGGAGAACUACGCGCAGCGCUCGGGCCCAUUGAAAGGCCGGAGCCUUUACAUCUUGAAGAAGGAACAUCCGGAGGAUACUAAUUCUACCCAUACACGGUCGGGCCGAGUUUCAAUCCGACCAUUGGCUUAUUGGAGAAACGAACGCUGCGUGUUUGGAGACGGUGAGGCUGCUGAGGGGCAACGGUACCCGAUGUCCACAAUCAAAGAAGUCGUGCGCACAGAAGAACUCGAACCAGAAAAGUCGAAGAGGGGCAAGCGCUCCGGGCGAAAGUCCAAACCCAAGAAGCAGCACGAGGAAUCAUCUGAUGAAGAGGACGAUCCCAAUGCCGAUGUAUGGGAGAAAGAGGAUGGAAUUCUUCACGGUUAUAUACCAACAUGGGAUUCCAAAACUCAAACCACCACUGCAGAUGAAGAGAUUGUCGAUAUCGCAUAUGCCCCCUCUGGUAUCAAGACCAGAGAGGUUAAGGACUCUACGUUCCGCUUUGCCAAAUUGCUCAGCUCGCACUUUAUUGGUUCCGGUGUGGUAGAGCUACCAAAGGACGGUAUUAAAAGACCCAAGAACUCCAAGAAGAUGCAUAUGGUCUUUUAUGUUACCCACGGCCGUGUUCAAGUAGAUAUCUCUGGCGUGCAGUUCAGCGCAGGCAAGGGGUCCGUAUUUCAAGUGCCUCGAGGUAACCAUUACAGCUUUCAAAAUCCCUACGAGAGAGAAGCCCGCCUGUUUUUCACCCAGGGUUGUAUUCCAAACGAGGGCGAGCAAUCAAACCCCUCAGAAGAAUCCCAUGCCGCAGCUCCAGAGAGUGGUCUGGAAGGCGAAAGUGACCCUGCUACUUCCAAAGCUUCAAAAAACAGGGGACGCCCCAAGGGCAAGGCCAAGGCCAAAUAG